This is a messenger RNA of Chrysochloris asiatica (Cape golden mole), 1979 nucleotides long. RefSeq names its product hemochromatosis type 2 (juvenile) (gene HJV). The transcript has 4 exons. Bases 340 to 1641 code for a protein of 433 amino acids. Gene Ontology annotation, molecular function: coreceptor activity. Gene Ontology annotation, biological process: BMP signaling pathway. The record is from RefSeq and is a predicted model, not a curated record. Gene Ontology annotation, cellular component: plasma membrane. Lineage: Eukaryota; Metazoa; Chordata; Mammalia; Afrosoricida; Chrysochloridae.
ACCGUCAACUCAAUAGCCACCUCCCUCCCCCGCCCAGCUGUCCAGUGUUCUAGCCAGCCAUAUACUCCCCCUUCCCCCAACACCAAACCUUCUCUGUCUCCCUGACCUCAGUGAGAUUGCAGCCAGGCUGGAGACCUGUGGGAGACAUGGAGAAAGAGACAGGAGACCCCUUGGCUGGAGCUGACCACCAGAGUAGGCAGUCAUGGCUGGAGAAUUGGAUAACAGAGUAAUGUUUGACCUCUGAAAACAUCCCUUACAGGACAUCCGGUCAAAAUUCACUAGCUAGGAGGGUCAUCAGCUGGAAAGAACCGGAGCCUGGGGGGACCUGGAUGGAUAGGUAUGGGGGAUCCAGGCCAGUCCCCUAGUCCCCGGUCCCCCCAUGGCAAUCCCCCAACUCUAAGCACUCUCACUUUCCUGCUGCUCCUCUGUGGACAUGCUCAUUCUCAAUGCAAGAUCCUCCGCUGCAACGCUGAGUAUGUUUCGUCCACUCUAAGUCUAAGAGGCAGUGGUUCGCCAGGAGCGCUUCAAGGAGGAGGAGGAGGAGGAGGAGGAGGCCGGGGUGGCGGGGUGGGCUCCGGCGGCCUCUGCCGUGCCCUCCGCUCCUACGCACUUUGCACUCGGCGCACGGCCCGCACCUGCCGAGGGGACCUCGCCUUCCACUCAGCAGUGCACGGCAUCGAAGACCUGAUGAUUCAGCACAACUGCUCCCGCCAGGGUCCCACGGCCCCGCCUCCGCCCCGAGGCCCUGCCCUCGCAGGCGCAGGCCCAGUCCGCUCUUCCGGUCCCCCAGCUCCUGACCCCUGUGAUUAUGAAGGCCGAUUUUCCCGGCUGCACGGUCGUCCCCCGGGCUUCCUGCAUUGCGCCUCCUUCGGGGACCCUCACGUGCGCAGCUUCCACCAUCACUUUCACACGUGCCGAGUCCAAGGAUCUUGGCCCCUGCUGGAUAACGACUUUCUCUUUGUCCAGGCCACCAGCUCCCCCGUAGCUUCGGGGGCCAACGCCACCACCACCCGGAAGCUCACCAUCAUAUUCAAGAACAUGCAGGAAUGCAUUGACCAGAAGGUCUACCAAGCUGAAGUGGACAAUCUUCCUGCAGCCUUUGAAGAUGGUUCUAUUAAUGGAGGGGACCGACCUGGGGGCUCAAGUUUGUCCAUUCAAACUGCUGACCCUGGGAGCCACGUGGAGAUCCAAGCUGCCUAUAUUGGCACAACCAUAAUCAUUCGGCAGACAGCUGGGCAGCUCUCCUUCUCCAUCAAGGUAGCUGAGGAGGUAGCCAGGGCCUUCUCAGCUGAGCAGGACCUGCAGCUCUGUGUGGGAGGGUGCCCCCCAAGUCAGCGACUCUCUCGAUCAGAGCACAGUCGUCGGGGAGCUAUCACCAUUGAUACUGCCAGACAAUUGUGCAAGGAAGGACUGCCAGUUGAAGAUGCUUACUUCCACUCCUGUGUCUUUGAUGUUUUAAUCUCCGGCGAUCCCAACUUCACUGUGGCAGCUCAGAUAGCUCUGGAGGAUGCCCGAGCCUUCCUGCCAGACUUAGAGAAGCUGCAUCUCUUCCCCUCAGAUGCUGGGGCUCAUCUCUGCUCUGCAUCCUUCCUAGCCCCACUCUUUUCUGGGCUCUUUGUUCUGUGGUUUUGCAUUCAGUAAUUAGGCCAGCAAUCCCAUGGCUAGUUUGGGGAUGAUAUGGAGACAGGGAUUGUCAGGGAAGAACAUAAACACUGAAGGAAACUGAGAAGACACCAGAAACAUUGACGUUACCCGGAGUCAGAUAAGGCUGCAGACCAGGGCUGAAGUUAUCACAGGACAAGGAUUCUAGCAAAGAUUUGCAUUCCACACUUCUCUAGGGGCUCGUCACCAAAUUUCUAAGUCCCCUUUAUAGUAAGCUGACUAUUCCAGUUCAUAUAUUCCUGAGACCAUCCAUACAGGCUUAGAGGUUAAGGGGUUCCUAAUGAUCAGAAAACUUAAGGGUUGAGACUUCUGAGAAG